UCAAACUGCUCUAGUGCAUACGCGCCGUGGAGGAGAGGGAAGAUGGCGGAGAGGAACGUCGAUCUUGAUCACGAAUGGAGCGAGCGGGGCCUGGACACGGCCGAGGACACGCUGGUUGCAAUGGAAACCCUGUUGGCCACACUGAGGGCAUUCGAAGACGGGCUUAGGCAACAGGAAUUGUCCGUGGCAUCGUCCGCGGACUACUGCGACAACUUUUGUCAGGCACUUAUGCAUUAUGCUGGCAGCAGAAACUCCAUAGACCAUGGUCUUCCACUUCUGGAGGUCUACUGCCUUUCGAUAAAUUGCUUCGCAGCUGCCCGCUCGCACCUCACCGCAGAGUCGGACAAAGUGACUCUUGUUUUGAAGAGGCUAGCUCUAAGCUGUUUUGAACUGUUUCUGUCAGUGCCGGAUAAUGAAAUCCCAUAUGAAGCCUGGGUUCAAUUCCACCAAUCUGUUCAGAUUGCACAUGACACCUUGUUACAGUACGGCAGUACAGACCUUCAAGCCUUACUGCAGAUCACAGGAGAGGGGGGUGCCUGGAGCAAUCCCAUCCUCGCAGCUCUCCUCUCAGGGCAGCCUACCAUCCAACAAGAAGUUGACGCCUAUAUCAGUUUGGAGGGCGAGGGCUUCAUGGAGAUGCGUGUGAAGCAUUUGGAGAAGAUGGGCGAGGUGGCCAAGGCUGUGGUGCUGGCAAAAGCUUGCACAGACUGCAGCGCCAUCUCCAACCAAGCUACAUUUCGUCACACAUACGUCUCUUUGCUCUGCCAGCUGCUUCCCAAUGAAGAAGCAAUUAUGGAGAUAUCCAGGCAAGACUGCAAGGAUGUUCUUGAAAUUACCACAAACUUGGAGAUGGAGGGGGAGGAGAAUACGGGCUUCAUCUUGUGCACGACCUUCUUGACGCAGCAGCUUCAGCAGCCCAGCCUUGAUCAUUCCUGGGAGCUGAUACAACUAUGGAGUAAGCUUCAGAGGAAGCUAGGCCCUUCUCUCAUGUCUCUUCUUGAAAGAUGCCUUCAGCUGGGUGCCAUUGCCAUAACAGUGCAACAUUUGCUUUACCUGGUCCGUUUAAUUCAGACAGAGGCAGAGGCAGUGGGCACCGCUGCCUCGGUGGAGCUGUGCGUUAAAGCUCUACAACUCCCAAAACACGAUGACUCAGAAAGCAGAAUCGGCAUCUGUAAGGUGGUGUCUGGCCUCCUCCUCAAUGAUCUGGAAGUCAGGCGGGCCUGCCUCCUCACAGAGUUCCUGCUUGGCCCUAGCCAGCAGGUCUUAAACCGCCUCCAGGAGCUCUACCAGUGCCCAGACCAAAAAUACGAAAAUGAAAGGGGCCUCAUUCCCAACUCGCUACGCUGUGAACUGCUGCUCGUGCUGAAGGCACACUGGCCCAUUGACCCGGAAUUUUGGGACUGGAAAGCCCUCAAGUAUCACUGUAUCUCCCUUCUUGGGUUGAAACCUGAGUCGGAAGGGGAAGGGGAAGAGGAAGAAAGUGAGAAACCACCUAUGCUUCAAGUCAACGCACUUACAAAAGAAAUUGAGCACAAACCUUGUGUCAAUGGAAGUCGUCUUCUUCACAAGCAGCCUGAACAGAAACCUUCUCACACGGUAGGAGGAGAAGAAGGAGUGAGGAGAGCCAAGCUCUGUUGUCGGAUUUGUACAAGGUCCUUCACUGACAUUCAAAUAAUACACCACUCCAAAAGACACGUCGUGGACGACAGACACCCCUGCCCGAUUUGCCUGCAGAAUUUUAGGAGCAGAAAGGAGCUUCUUCCUCACAUGAAACAUCACCUCCACAGUGAAACGCCUCAAUGCAGUACCAACAUAAAGAUUGAAGAUGAUGAGAUUGAGCCCGGUGAGAUAACCGUUGACCCUUCUUUAAUUUUGAAUUACGAGUCCACGCACGAUCCUGAAGUCCUGCAGCACAUCGUGCGGCAAGCCAAAACUGUCAAAGACAAGUGCGCGGACAACGAGCAUGUGACAUUCGAUUACAUGAACCAGCACUUCAGUCUGCAGAACCGAGAGGAGUAUUUCUGUCCCGGAACCGGAUGCUCCAGGGUUUUUAAACAUUCCAAGUACUUGUACGUGCACUUAAAGUCAGAACAUAAAGACGAUGACAACGUAAAGCAUUUUCACCAGAUGAGAGAGCAACGGGAGAAGUGCGCCUUCUGCCGGCGCCAUUUUGUCUCCGCUUACCAUCACCACAAACAUCGAAGAACUCACUACUGUCAGCAACCGUACAUGUGUGUGGUGAUGGGCUGCGGCGCUCGCUUUGGUUCGUCCACUGAGCUCGUGUUGCACAAGCAGAUCCAUGGCUAUCAGCUGAGCUACCAGUGCGAGCUUGAGGGCUGCUGUGUGAAUUACUCGGACCUGGGACAACUUUAUCACCACGAAGCACAACAUUUCAGGGAUGCUGCAUUCACCUGCCCAACCUCCAUCUGUAAAAAAUUCUACUUUUCCAAAAGGGAAUUCAUUGAGCAUCUAUCCACACACAACAUUACUUUCUCUGAAAAGGACUUUGAGGCUCAGAGGAAAGCGAAAGAGACCAUUUUCAAGGCUGAUUUGGAAAGGGCGUCCCUUGUUCAUAGUCCAAAUGAUGCGGAAGAUUGUGCCAUCGAAGAUGGCCAACAAACUUCCUCGGGGAAUUGCGUUUCCUCCUAUCAACCAUCUGGCGACGCCAAGCCCAAAGCGGUGGUGACCAUGGUGGCUAUGUGUUUCGAUGGAAGCAAGUUCACCUGUGGAUUUGAGAGGUGCGGUAUGACUUUCUCCCGAGCUCGAGAUGUCCAGAGGCACCUGAAACAUGCCCACCCAGAACACCUUAAACUGGAGAACAAAGAUCACAAACAUGACAAGGAGCAGGGGCCAAAGUCCAAAAAGAUGAAGACUGAACUGGAGUCGGACAACGAAGAAGGUGAAAACCAGCUCUCGGCUCCCUGCUCGCCUGGAGAAGAUGGAAACGAAUGGACGACCCCACCCCACUAUACAACAAGCCUUGCAAAAAACGAUGUCCUUCAGGAAAUUCUCAUAGGGCUAAGUAGACUGGAUCUCGAUUCCGUGUCGCCACAUAGUGUCCCAAAUAAGCCGCCACAGUCCAUCGGAGGAGCAAACGCAUGCCUUCACCAGGCUGUUAUCGAAAAACAACCUGUGGUUUUGCUUUCGAAAGCAUCUUCCCAGCUUCCUCAAAGAAACGUAACAGAAGAAAGCGCGGUCGAAAGGCUUGACGAUGCUAAACCCUACACUUGCGAGAUAGGAAAGUGCAGCUUUAGGACCGCGCGGAGCUACAGUCUGCUGCGCCACUACGUUAAUAUGCACGGACGCCUGCUUGAAGAGGCCAAAAGAAUGACUUGUUUUAAGGACACGUCAUUUAAGCCCUUUAAGUGUCAUAUGUGUAGCAAGAGUCACCGAGAAAUGAAAGGAUUGAGGACCCAUUACUUUCGGACACAUAAGCUCAAUGUCAGUUUGGUGGACGCGUUUAGUCGAAGAUCUACGCAACCUACAAACCCGAGCUUGAACCCGACAGUGAGGAUAGAUGUACCCGGUUGGGAACACGGGGUGGAAAAAAACUGUGAAAAUAAACAAAACCCGAGUACUUGUUCUUCAUCCUUGGUUGUAGAUCUAGCAGAGAUUAAAGAGGAAGAAAGUGACCACAAGGGAGAUGGUGAAGAUGGGAUUACACCUCCGGUCAGAACAAGGCGUUUGGUGUCCAAAAGUAACCUCUGCUAUAUUCUAGAUAAAUUCAAUAAACCGUUUCAUUGUGUUGCCAAAAACUGCGACGCAGCCUUCUCCACCCAGGGAGGCCUGGUGCGCCACCUUCAGCUCACACACCAUUACAAGCGCUCUCAGCUCCUGUUGGAACAGGAAAUGCAACAUGAUCCCGAAGUCAAAAAGGAGAAUGUGAAGAAAAGCCCUUACCCAAACUCUGAUGAACCGAAACCCCAGUACAAAUGUCAGUUUGUCAACUGCAACGCCUCCUACCAUCUCAAAAGCAGCCUGGCGCGUCACACCCGCAUUGUGCACUCUCAUAUGUCAGGGUUAAUUCGGUGCAAGUAUGAGGGCUGCACUAAAGUAUUCACCCACAACGAGGCACUGAAAAAACACACCCUGUACCGACACUGCGAGUACUACGACUCUUUGGUGGUACGGCUCCAAAGCACUCACAAAAAGUCCAUUUCAGGAUGCCAAAAGAAACUUAUCGUAACGCCCCCAAACUCUGCCACACCCGCCUCGACCGGCUCACCGACGCGUGAACGGAAACAACCCGCCCGGUCGGAGGAUGAGGUUGACGAUGUCACCAAAGACGAAAAAAGGUUGAUUGUUAAAAACAAAAAGUCUUUCAACGCUUAUAUUUUCAGAUCGCAUGAAGAGGCUUUACAGAUGUGCCAAGACCGUUGUUUACGUGUGGCCCACCCGUGCAUGAUUCAAAACUGUGACUCCGUCCUCAAGUACGUAAAAAGCUUGAGCCGACACUACAGAGCGGUUCACCACAUGAAAAAUCGCUACCUUCGAAAUAAUGCCGAGAAGCUCUUUUAUAAUGCGGAGCAGCUGGAGGAGUUGAUUCAGAAGAAGUCAGCUCGGCCAACCGUCGCAGUUACAGAGAACCCGAAUGGAGUUUGCAAAAUGGAGUAUCAGCCGGAGGCGGAGACAUCACAGGGACAGGAUGGACAGGUACAACCGCACUCCGCCAAGGCAGAAACCCAAAUGGAGGCUCUUUCAGAUCCUCUGAGAUUCCCUGUGGAGGAAGUACUGCCCCCUGCAGAGAGAAACGGUGUCCUCGUCGGUGCCGACGAUGUGUUGUACGGAGAACCGAGUACCGGCACGCACGCUGACGAUACUGUUGUCACAACGCCGAAUGGUCACAAACAAGUCGAAAAACUGCUCAACUUGGAACAGAUCAAACCUCUCCUUCGCCCCUUUACUAUCAAUCUCUCGCCCCCAUGCUCUGUAAUCUUUACGACAGAGGAGGGCCUUCAGGAUGCUUCAAAAGACAGUAAAGUUCCUCUGCCUGUACGGCAGCCUCUCAAGCGAAAGAAUGAGAUCGCCGUACAGCCAUCAAACGUGAUCGACCCUCAGCCUCUCGGCCCCCCACCACACCCUUUUGACAUUACCACAUACAAGCCAGUCGGUUUUGAGGUUUCCUUCCUCAAGUUCAUUCAAGACACCGCACCAAAUGACAAAAAGACGCUCAUCGCCAAACGGCGAGAUUCCUUCCGGCGCAGUUGUUCAGUCAAGGAAAACAAGCAGCUGGGAAUCUCGUUCACGCGAAGCAGACGCAGUCAUCCGAUGCUUCACAAAUCCCGCGGUACAACUGCGGACUUCCCCUCUGUCCGAAAUUUGAAGUCCAUCCUGGACAAAGCCCUUGCUGGGUGCGGCGACUUGGCCAUCAAGCAGCUUCAGUACCUCAGACCUGUGGUGGUCCUGGGCAAGCCAGUGUGUACGGCCACCCUGCCUCAGCUCUUCCCUACAGAACCCAACAACAGCAAACUGCUUCUGGGAAGCAAAGUUUAACAUGGCACCUUUUAAAAUUGAGUUGGACUUUAAGUGUUAAUCUUUUUUUUUUUAUUUGUGAUGCUGUGUUUUUGUUACUUAGGUUGAGAAAUGGAAGUCUCGCAAAUCAGCAACACAAUUGAAGCCAUGAUUCCCCCCCCCCCCACCAAAUCGAAUUUUCUCGCGUAUAUACAUAAGCCCUUCAAGAUCUAUGUACAUUUUCACAGAUUGUUAGAAAUGGUUAGUAACAGGAGGCUUUUACCCGUGUGAAAAUGUAACGUACCUCCUACAAAAAUCUAAAUGAGUGACUGCCUGGCACGAAGUCUGUAAGAAAUAGGUGUGAUAUUUGCAGUGCUUGGAGAUGAGGUACCUAUGUAACUUUCUAAUAAAGCUGAAAAUUAA
Messenger RNA from Hippocampus zosterae (dwarf seahorse), 5874 nucleotides. It is a transcript of the gene rlf, whose product is annotated as RLF zinc finger. The record is from RefSeq and is a predicted model, not a curated record. Gene Ontology annotation, cellular component: nucleus. Gene Ontology annotation, biological process: regulation of transcription by RNA polymerase II. NCBI's taxonomy places the organism in Eukaryota, Metazoa, Chordata, Actinopteri, Syngnathiformes, Syngnathidae. The transcript has 8 exons. The coding region runs from base 43 to 5493 and encodes 1816 amino acids. Gene Ontology annotation, molecular function: DNA binding; DNA-binding transcription factor activity, RNA polymerase II-specific.